Rattus rattus (black rat) is the source of this 2389-nucleotide messenger RNA. RefSeq names its product flavin containing dimethylaniline monoxygenase 5 (gene Fmo5). Lineage: Eukaryota; Metazoa; Chordata; Mammalia; Rodentia; Muridae. The transcript has 8 exons. The record is from RefSeq and is a predicted model, not a curated record. The coding region runs from base 39 to 1640 and encodes 533 amino acids. Gene Ontology annotation, molecular function: flavin adenine dinucleotide binding; N,N-dimethylaniline monooxygenase activity; NADP binding.
AGUGACUCUAACCCAACCAGCGAAGCUCUCUGGCGACCAUGGCCAAGAAAAGGAUCGCUGUAAUUGGAUCAGGAGCCAGCGGGCUCACCUGCAUCAAGUGCUGCCUAGAAGAGGGCUUGGAACCUGUCUGCUUUGAAAAGUCUGAUGACAUCGGAGGGCUGUGGAGGUACCAGGAAAACCCUGAGGAAGGAAGGGCCAGUAUUUAUAAGUCUGUGAUCAUCAACACUUCCAAGGAGAUGAUGUGUUUCAGUGACUACCCUAUUCCAGAUCAUUACCCUAACUUCAUGCACAACUCCCAGGUCCUGGAGUAUUUCAGGAUGUACGCCAAAGAGUUUGGCCUUCUCAAAUAUAUCCAAUUCAAGACCACAGUGUGCAGCGUGAAGAAGCAGCCUGAUUUCUCUACCUCAGGCCAGUGGCAGGUGGUCACUGAGCAUGAAGGGAAAGAGCAGGUAGACGUCUUCGAUGGAGUCCUUGUUUGCACAGGUCAUCACACAGACCCUCACCUGCCCCUGGACAGCUUUCCUGGAAUUGAAAAGUUCAAAGGAAAGUACUUCCACAGUCGAGAAUAUAAGAACCCAGUGGAAUUUACCGGGAAAAGGGUCAUUGUCAUUGGCAUUGGGAAUUCUGGAGGAGACCUGGCCGUAGAGAUCAGCCACACAGCCAAGCAGGUGUUCCUCAGUACCAGGAGAGGAGCUUGGAUCUUGAACCGCGUAGGGAAGCGUGGGUAUCCUAUCGAUAUUCUGCUUUCUUCUCGAAUUACCAACUAUCUGUCCAAGAUCUGUGGCUCCGCCCUGAAAAACAGAUACAUGGAAAAACAGUUGAACCAAAGGUUUGAUCAUGAAAUGUUUGGCCUGAAGCCUAAGCACGGUGCUCUGAGUCAGCAUCCAACGAUAAAUGAUGACCUGCCCAAUCGUAUCAUUUCUGGCUUGGUGAAGGUGAAAGGCAAUGUGAAGGAAUUCACAGAGACAGCCGCCAUAUUUGAAGAUGGCUCCAGGGAGGAUGACAUUGAUGUGGUCAUCUUUGCCACAGGCUACAGCUUUGCCUUUCCUUUUCUUGAGGACUCUGUCAAAGUAGUCCAAAACAAGGUCUCCUUGUAUAAAAAGGUCUUUCCCCCUAACCUGGAAAAACCAACUCUUGCAAUCAUCGGUUUGAUUCAGCCCUUGGGAGCCAUUAUGCCUAUUUCAGAGCUCCAAGGACGCUGGGCCACUCAGGUGUUCAAAGGGCUAAAGAAAUUGCCCUCCCAAAAUGAAAUGAUGGCAGAAAUAAAUAAGACUCGAGAGGAAAUGGCAAAAAGGUAUGUGGACAGCCAGCGUCAUACCAUCCAGGGAGACUAUAUAGACACCAUGGAAGACAUUGCAGAUUUGGUGGGUGUCAGGCCCAAUCUCCUGUCUCUGGCCUUCACCGACCCUAAGCUGGCAUUCCAGUUACUUGUAGGACCCUGUACUCCGGUCCAGUAUCGUCUACAGGGCCCGGGGAAGUGGGCUGGAGCCCGAAAAACUAUUCUCACCACAGAAGAUCGUAUACGAAAGCCUCUGAUGACAAGAGUGGUGGGAAGGGACAGCUCUGGGACGUCACUGGUGACUGUGCGUGUCCUCAUGCUGGCUGUCACUUUCCUGGCUGUCAUCCUGGCUUAUUUUUAGAUGUGGCGGCUCAAUGCUCCCGCUUCCACUGGAAAGCGCCAUCUAGCGACACCUUCAGAAAUGACAAGAUUGAACACUCAGCUUCAUACUGCGCAGGAAUCAAUCACAAUCAGUCAAUCAAUCAAUCAAUCUCUCUCUCUCUGCCUCUCUCCUUCUCUCUUCUCCCUUCCUCCCCCUCUCUCUCCUCCAUCAAUCAUUAGUCUUUCUUGUUUUUCCUUCUGUGAUACUGGGUUUUCAUUAAUUAAUUCAUCUCCUCUCUCUCUUGAGCCUCUAAUUUCUCCCGGUAGUUUCCAGGCCGUGAGCUCAGGCCUCUCUUGUCAUCUUUGUAUGUCAUUAGCAGAGUUCUCUUAGUGCUUGACUCUGUUGUGUUUCUAAUAUUGCACAGCUAGACCUCGUUGGAUGACAACACCACUUGAAAAGAUUGCUCACAUCAUCAAGCGCUUACUGGCUAGAACUUGACCUUGUAAGCAGAGCCCAUGUGCCUAUUCCUGGAAUCCCCACGGAGGGACAGUACAGAAAGAAGAACCAUCUGGUGCUGAGGGCUGGAAGUCCAAGAUCAAGGGUGCAGACAAUGAGGAACUUCUGGCCUCGUGAUUAAUACAGUGAGGGUAUCAUAUGGGCAAGACAGAAAAUACAUUGUUAGCUAAGUUCCAACAUGUGGCACAUGCUGAAUAGAUGUUCAUUGGUGUUUAUGAAAUAAGGUGGCAUCUCUAAGUCAAUCUAAUAAAUAAGUGGCUGACUCCACAGAA